AUGCCACCCAAAGGCAACGGAGUUUCGGGCCCAGUUGCACAAAACGUCCCUCCGGCGGACAUGAGCGACCAGAUCGAAAGAAUGUGUCGUCUACUGGAAGCAAGCCAGCAGCGGUCCGACGAGGCAAUCAAGACAUUAACCGAAGCCCAAGCCAGGCUCGAAGCAGAGAUUGCUGAGCUCCGCAGGUCCGCUGACACAACUCGCAACACCCAAGCCCACGAGAAUCUUGAUUCAGACAGAUCUGACGUUCUAGUCGACCGUGUCAAUUCCCCACCUCACAACAUGAACCCAGGUAACGAGCAAUCCCAAGCCAUCCCCCCAUCCUCUGGGACCGACGGGCGACAAGCCCCAACCUCUGGCGCGCAUGGGCGGGCCGAAGCAGAACCCACUGGACCCGCUCAGCCAACAACCGACGUCCGACCUCAACGCACCAUACCUCAAGUCGCACACGAUUCUCCCUCUGAAGGUUGUGUUCCCUCGAUCUGUUUCUUGGACAGUUGGAAACAAGACAUGAUGAGGGAAAUGAUGCAGAAGUUCUCAGAUGGGCGAUCCGCCUACGCCACCGAACAUUUGGAUCUUGUAUCAAGAACCACUGAAAAAUCGCCUUUCUCGGAAUGGAUUCUGAAUGAGCCAAAACCUCGGGACUUCGUCAUCCCUUCCCUGCCUGCAUUCAACGGAAAGGGAGACCCAUUAAACCACCUAUUUCAAUUUCAAGAGAAGAUGGCGUUAGAAGCUAAUAACGAAGCCAUACAAUGCAAAGUCUUUUCCACAACUUUCUCCGGGCCGGCUCUAUUAUGGUUCCGACAAUUAAAGGCCGGAUCACUCAACAGCUUUAGUGAUCUCCGACGAUCCUUUUUACAGCAGUACAGCGCGAACCGAGAGGCUCCCAGAACAAUGGCCGAUCUCUAUCGAAUUGAACAAGGGGAGAAUGAACAUCCAAAGGCAUACUUACAGCGUUUCAUUGACCUCGUGCAUCAAAUCCACGACGUCGACCCACUCACCGCAGCAAAUCUCUUCGUCAAAAGCUUGCAGGUGGGGUCACUCUUGCAUGAGAAUCUCACUAUGACACCACCAUAUGACAUGGCAGACGUGCAGACCCGAGCCGAGGGCGUCUUCAGGGUAUUAGAAUUUCGAGAGCGCGCACAGAAGAAGACUGCACUCAUCUCUGCUCCCCCAGCGAAUAAUCCUCCACCACCUGCCAGGGAUGACAAGAGGAAGCGGAACCAAACAGAUCAUACGAAGGAAGGCAAAAGGCCUAGACAAGAUCGUCAGCCAUCACGGUACCCAUCCUUCGAAUACACCGUCCCGCAAGAAGUCAUUUAUGAAGAGAAUAAAGAUAGGCCUAUCUGGCGAGAGCCCUACAAAAUUAACACUCCAUCUGACAGAAGGGAUAAAAGCAGAUACUGUCUCUUCCACAAAGAUCACGGUCAUACGAUCGCUGAAUGCCACAAUCUGAACAAUCAGAUCCAAGCCCUCAUGAGGAGUGGGCGGCUUACCCAAUACAUCAAGGAGACAGACAGACCAGGCGCCUCGCGGCAGAACACAGCUUCUGCCCCCACUCCGCAGGCGUCAGACCCCGUACACACAGCCUCUGACAGCACCCUGGAACCUCUUAAACAACGGUACAAAUCGUUAGGCCACGUAGUCAAUCUCGUCACUUCAGAAGAAAGAAGCUACACAGCCUCUGCUAUCACCUUCACUAACGAAGACCUGAAGGGCGUCCACCUGCCUCAUGACGAUCCACUCGUCAUUUCCUUACAAGUUGACCACUGCCAGCUGGGCAGAGUUCUGAUCGAUGGGGGCAGUGGGGUCGACAUCCUCUUCUGGGAAGCCUUCCAGAAAAUGGGACUGGAGGAGAGUCAGAUCCGACCCUCCACCAUGCCCGUUUUGGGUUUCAAUAGCCAGAGAGUCUAUCCAAAGGGCGUCGUUCGGUUAACUGUGGUAGCUGCAGAACGCACCUUGCCAGUAGACUUCCUUAUUAUAGACUCCGCCACGAGCUACAACGCCAUCAUGAGGAGAGGUUGGAUCCACCGGAUGCGGGGGGUAGUCUCCACUCUGCAUCAGGUGAUGCGGUGCCAAUCGCUCAAUGGCCGAUACACCGUCGAUAUCAAAGGCUGCCAGAAGCAGGCCAAAAAGUGCUUCCUUACCUUAAAAGAAAUAAGUAGCUCUGCCUUCGCCUCCCAUGAGGACUCUCCUGACAAAUAG
Messenger RNA from Humulus lupulus (European hop), 2205 nucleotides. RefSeq lists its product as uncharacterized. Bases 1 to 2205 code for a protein of 734 amino acids. The transcript is spliced from 2 exons. The record is from RefSeq and is a predicted model, not a curated record. Lineage: Eukaryota; Viridiplantae; Streptophyta; Magnoliopsida; Rosales; Cannabaceae.